AUGUUGUUUGCUGGCACUGACAGUGCCAUGGCAGGUCAUAACAAAACUAGUGCACAAAAGCAAAACUACAAGUGUGUACAAAGCCUUGUAUGGUUAUACAUAGAAGGCCUUGAUUAUAACUGGUUGGGGUGAUAAGCAUACAGUUAGGGAUUAUCAGUCAUUUUAAAUCUCUGAAAUGCUAUGUCAACAUAGGAACAUUCAAAGGGAUAAGUUUGACUCCAGAAAUGGCACUUGAACCAAAUGUGAAUGAAUAAACCCUCUCCAUGUAGUUGUAUACUCUCUCCAUCUAGAUUCUCUCCAUCUAGAUUCUGGGGACUGUGGGAGCAAGGGAGGAGGAGAUCAGGGGGUGUGGAUGAUGAGGGGAAAGAAACUCAGAACAGUUACCAACAACUCAGCUCUGAAAAUGGACGUGCAGCAUGGUCCUAGAAUACGUGCCGUAUUUCAUUUAUUCAAGAUGAGUUGGAUGUCCUCACUCUUUCUGGCCGCAGCCUUUCUGGACCUCUGUAGGGGACACAACACUUUGUUUGAAGGUAGGAAAAUAAGCAAAAUGAAGCUAUGACACAAUCAAAUAUGCUCUAUUUUCCGGCUACCCGGAUAAAGCACUAAAUAAACUUCAGUUAGUGCUAAAUACGGCUGCUAGAAUCCUGACUAGAACCAAGAAAUUUGAUCAUAUUACUCCAGUGCUAGCUUCCCUACACUGGCUUCCUGUUAAGGCAAGGGCUGAUUUCAAGGUUUUACUGUUAACCUAUAAAGCGUUACAUGGGCUUGCUCCUACCUAUCUUUCCGAGUUGGUCCUGCCGUACAUACCAAUACGUACGCUACGGUCACAAGACGCAGGCCUCCUAAUUGUCCCUAGAAUUUCUAAGCAAACAGCGGGAGGCAGGGCUUUCUCCUAUAGAUCUCCAUUUUUAUGGAACAGUCUGCCUACCCAUGUGAGAGACGCAGACUCGGUCUCAACCUUUAAGUCUUUACUGAAGACUUAUCUCUUCAGUAGGUCAUAUGAUUGAGUGUAGUCUGGCCCAGGAGUGUGAAGGUGAACGGAAAGGCUCUGGAGCAACGAACAGCCCUUGCUGUCUCUGCCGGGCCGGUUCCCCUCUCCACUGGGGUUCUCUGCCUCUAACCCUGUUGCAGGGGCUGAGUCACUGGCUUGCUGGUGCUCUUUCAUGCCGUCCCUGGGAGGGGUGCGUCACUUGAGUGGGUUGAGUUACUGACGUGAUCUUCCUGUCUGGGUUGGCGCCCCCCCUUGGUUUGUGCUGUGGUGGAGACCUCUGUGGGCUAUACUCGGCCUUGUCUCAGGAUUGUAAGUUGGUGGUUGAGGAUAUCCCUCUAGUGGUGCGGGGGCUGUGCUUUGGCAGAGUGGGUGGGGUUAUAUCCUUCCUGUUUGGCCCUGUCCGGGGGUUUCUUCGGAUGGGGCCACAGUGUCUCCGGACCGCUCCUGUCUCAGCCUCCAGUAUUUAUGCUGCAGUAGUUUAUGUGUCGGGGGGCUGGGGUUAGUUGGUUAUACCUGGAGUACUUCUCCUGUCUUAUCCAGUGUCCUGUGUGAAUUUAAGUAUGCUCUCUCUAAUUCUCUCGUUCUCUCUUUCUCUCUGAGAACCUGAGCCCUAGGACCAUACGUCAGGACUACCGGGCAUGAUGACACCUUGCUGUCCCCAGUCCGCCUGGCCUUGCUGCUAUUCCAGUUUCAACUGUUCUGCCUGCGGUUACGAAACCCCUACCUGUCCCAGACCUGCUGUUUUCAACUCUUAAUGAUCGGCUAUGAAAAGCCAACUGAGAGACCUGAGCCCUAGGACCAUACGUCGGGACUACCGGCCGUGGUGACUCCUUGCUGUCCCCAGUCCGCCUGGCCUUGCUGCUAUUCCAGUUUCAACUGUUCUGCCUGCGGUUAUGGAACCCCUACCUGUCCCAGACCUGCUGUUUUCAACUCUUAAUGAUCGGCUAUGAAAAGCCAACUGAGAUUUAUUCCUGAUUAUUAUUUGACCAUGCUUGUCACUUAUGAACAUUUUUGAACAUCUUGGCAUGGUUCUGUUAUAAUCUUCACCCGGCACAGCCAGAAGAGGACUGGCCACCCCUCAGAUAAUGUGUAUGCUCUACUGUUUAUUACCAUGUUCCAUGAUAUCUUUGUAAAUAUGUUUUAGUGAUUCUUAAACCAGAUGCCCUAUGCAAAUUAUUCAAUUUCUUAUACUGUACCUGCAUUGAUACUGUGGGCACUCCUUGGCUGCGGGCACUCCUAUGAAUGCUCGCUGUUGUGGAAAUGAAAACCUGUUAUGUGUACGUGUUCAUAUAUUCUGUUAUUUAUGCAACAUUGAUCUGCAAAUACUUAUUUUCCAAUAUUAUGUAUUUGUAACUGUUGUUUUGGAAUGCCCUGCACAUUUGUCUUAGAUUCUGCAAACAUAAAAAACAUGGAUUGUCUCCAUUAGAUAUAUAAUAUAACUAUUCCUUUAUUUCAGGAUAUGACCUGUCUAUGUCCAGCUACCACCUGUGUACUGGACAUGAGAGCAGGGUGGUGAGUAAAGUGUUGUCCUAUAAGACCUCUUACGCGGACAGGAGGUCAUGUGGCGGCUGGCUACCCUGGAAGAUGUGUGAGGUCACUCUUUACAAAAAGGCCUAUCGGACUGAGUACAUGAAUGUCACCAAAGACGUUUUGAGGUGUUGUGAUGGCUAUGAACAAGUGGGCAGCUACUGUGCUUUACGUGAGAAAUCUAUCUUGUAUUUUAGGAUUUAUUUAACAUGAAAAUAAAAUAUGUUUAGGAGAGCACAGAAGUAUCUAAAAAGUGUAAAAAAUAUAUUUAACAGUUUGGUCAUUUUCACAAUUUACAGUACAUCAGUACCAUGGGCCUGCCCUACUACAAUAAGGACCAGUAGUCAUGCAGACCCAUUUAAAUGGAGCAGCUAACAAAGAACACUAGAUGGGGCUGUGGACCAAGAACACAGUUAUAGUUUGCUAUUUACAGUGCUCUUUGUAAACAUUUGAUCUGAUACUCUUUCUCUCUCUCAUUGAUUAAGCUAUGAACAGAAGUGGAGAGUUCACUGCUAAACCAGGGUCCUGUCCAGAGGGUGUAGUGGAGGCACACAGGAGUGGAGGGUGUGAAUAGGACUUAGACUGCCCAGGCUGGCAAAAGUGCUGCCAGAGAGAAGGCCUCUCUCUCUGUACUGACCCUCAGUCUGCAGGUGAGUACACAUCCCAGAUCAACUUUAUAGUGAUCAAAGAUAUACAGGUAAAUGCGAAAAUAAAGGAAACACCAACAUAAAGUGUCUUAAUAGGGUGUUGGGCCACCAUGAGCCAGAACAACUUCAAUGCACUUUGUCAUGGAUUCUAUAAGUGUCUGGAAGUCCAUUGGCAGGAUGAGACACCAUUCUUUCAUGAGAAAUUUCAUAAUUUGGUGUUUUGUUAAUGGUGGUGGAAAAUGUUUUCUCAGGCGCUGCUCCAGAAUCUCCCAUAAGUGUUCAAUUGGGCUGAGAUUUGGUGACUGAGACAGCCAUGGCAAAUGGUUUACAUCGUUUUCAUGCUUAUCAAACCAUUCAGUGACCACUCGUGCUUUGUGGCUGGGGGCAUUGUCAUGUAUAUAGUACAGUGAUAUGAUAUGUAUAGUCACUGUAUAGUACAGUCACAGAAAAUUAUAUUGUAAACAUACUAGUAUUCUUUAUUAUUUCACUCAGGCAGUAGAGGCUGGUGCUUCCACGUCAUUGUGACUGCGAAGACAGAUUACCAGCGGCUGAUAUCCAUGGAUGGGGGAAUCCUGAACCACACAAGGCUGUUGCACUCUGUGGUAGGUUACUGUAUCUCUCCCUAUGUUCUUCUCAAUGACGGUCCAUUAUAUAGUCCCUAUAUUUCUCACUGUAUGUGCCCAGUACAGGCCUUGACCAUUCAGUAUUGGCUUACAGGUGACUGGAGCGCUGGACUUCUAUGACGUCUCUGUAUACUACAUCAGCUCCUGGCCAAUAGGACCAUUUAGAACCACCUCCUCUCUGCUGAUUGGUUCCCCUGAAACUCUGUCCCUGUCCAACACGAUCACAAAGCUGCACCUUCUUCUCAAACACAUUGAAGAAGUCACCUCGGUGUCAGUUGAAGGUAAGGGGAGACUGUACUGUACUGUGGGGCGUAAAAUACACAGGCUUUUCUGUAAUACCGAGGGCCAUAUACAUCUCUAUUGUAAGUGAGUGCCAUAUAUCGCUGGUCACAUCUGUCAGUUAGUUUGUUAGACUUUGUUAGGUUUUCUGGUGGCUAUAAUGAUGUAUGUGUUAGAGUUGUACUCGUGUUACUGAGAACACUGCUCAGGAAAAGCUGAAUCUGUAACACCACGGUGACCUACUCUGCCUCCACUUCCCCUUCACACUCACUUGUGACAUGUUUCCUCUGGAAUGGAAAACUGGUCAUUGACACACACACACACACACACACACACACACACACACACACACACACACACACACACACACACACACACACACACACACACACACACACACACACACACACACACACACACACACACACACACGCACUCGCACUCGCACUCGCACACGCACACGCACACGCACACGCACGCACACACACACACACACACACACACACACACACACACACACACACACACACACACACACACACACACACACACACACACACACACACACACACACACACACACACACACACACACACACACACACACACACACACACACACACUCACAAACACACACACAUGUAUAAUGUAGGUCCUGUACACAGUAUCUACUACACAUUAUGUUGCUGUCCUUUCAGAUAUGAAUGAGUGUACCCAUGCCGCUCUCAGCAGCUGCUCACGUCAGGCAGACUGUACCAACACAGAGGGCUCCUACAGCUGCACCUGCCAUCCAGGAUUCAUUGAUCUCAACCUCAACAACACAGGGGUACGCUGCCAAGGUAAGGACAGGGAGUGGUGUGUACUUACUCUGGGUUAUAUGAAAUUAUUGUAAAUAUUUAAAUGUUUGUAGCUAACACUCAACCUAUUCGUUCUCCUUUCAGCUGCUGACCCUGUGACCUCAGCCAUGCCCAGUAAUGCCACUCAUAUGUUCCGGUGGGCCAAUGCUACAGAGUUGCCACCCAACAGCACCAGCUAUCAGUCUUGGGUCUCCAGCUUUACUGAAACCCAACAGCCAUAG
Molecule: messenger RNA, 5144 nt
Organism: Coregonus sp. 'balchen'
Lineage: Eukaryota; Metazoa; Chordata; Actinopteri; Salmoniformes; Salmonidae
Source: the annotation of a GenBank genome assembly